AUGGUGUACCGGAAGAUCGCGGCUCUAUCAGCCUUGGCACAGCUUUCUGUCGCGCAAUUUGUGCCUGCACCAGAUGAUCUGAUCUCGAAGAAGGGGCAUGCUGGUGUCUCGGUACGGUACAAGGAGGUACCCCCUGGAAUCUGUGAACAGGAUCCGAACGUAAAGAGCUAUUCUGGCUACGCUGAUGUCGGAGAGGAUGAGCAUAUUUUCUGGUGGUUCUUCGAGGCUAGGAAUCAGGAUCCGAAAGACGCGCCUCUUACAGUCUGGAUCAAUGGAGGACCAGGAUCUUCAUCGAUGAUUGGGUUGUUCCAAGAAUUGGGACCUUGUGGCAUUGAUCGCAAUGGCAAGGCGUACAACAACCCCUAUUCCUGGAGCAAUGCAAGCAAUAUGCUGUUUGUCGACCAACCUGCGACUGUUGGACUCUCCUACACAAUUCCUAUCUCGGGCUAUCGAGACAGCGAUGACAACAUCAUCCAACUGCCUAGCGAGGAAUGUCCCGAAUAUGCCGAGAGCUAUGGAACAUGCGGCACAUACUCCAAGGCAGAUAUCGGAUUAGUCCCCAAUUCGACGCAAGGCGCAGCGCCGAAUAUGUGGAAGACCCUGCAAGGAUUCAUGGGGGUCUUCCCACAGUACUCGAGAAAUGGGUUCACUUUCACCACUGAAAGUUACGGUGGUCACUAUGGCCCAGUGUUUAAUGACUAUUUCGUCGAGCAAAAUGCCAAAAAGAUACAGGACGCAAUUCAUAUCGACCUUGAGAACGUCCUCAUUGGUAACGGCUGGUUCGAUCCCUUGAUCCAAUACCAAGCUUACUACAACUUCUCCGUGUCUCCCGGAAACACCUAUGACUAUGACCCAUACAAUUCCUCAGUCAAGGCAGAGUGGUACAACAAUCUUUACGGAGAAGGAAACUGCGUCGACCAAACGAAGCAGUGCUACGCGACAGGCCGAAACGACAUCUGCUCGACAGCCGACAAUUUCUGCGCGAAUAAAGUCGAGAACAUGUUCGACAUUUACUCGGGGCGCGAUGAGUACGACAUGCGCGAGCUGAUGCCCGAUCCAUUCCCGUACGAGUUCUAUGUGGAUUAUCUCAACAGUCCGAAGGUGCAAGCUGCCAUUGGAGCGUAUCAGAACUUUUCGGAAUCCUCUUCGACGGUCAGCAAUAGCUUCAGGACAACGGGCGAUGAUGACCGCGAGUCUGGAACCAUCGAGCAUGUGCGCCACUUGUUGAAGGCCGGUGUGCAGGUUGUGAUGUACUUUGGAGAUGCUGACUACAAUUGCAACUGGCUCGGCGGCCAAGUCAUUGCCGAGGAAAUCGAUGCCCCCGGAUACAACAAGGCAGGUUUCGUCAACAUCACAACCUCCGAUGGCGUUGUUCAUGGACAGGUCCGUCAGAGCGACCUGUACAGUUUCGUCCGGAUCUACGAAUCCGGUCAUGAAGUACCUUUCUACCAACCUCUGGCUGCCUUGGAGCUAUUUGAACGAGCUCUUGCGAGAAAGGAUAUUGCUACUGGAAAGAAGGAUGUUAAGCAGCAUGGUAGCUAUCGGACUCAUGGGACCCCGACAAGUGACUAUCGCGAAGGAAAUAGCACGAUUGUCUUCAAGGUCCUUGAUGCGGAUGCAACCUACAACACCACUCUCAAUGGACCGAAUCCUUCUUCCUCUGGGUCUGCCAAGUUUCACAAGCAGAAGCGUGGCCUGGGCAAGAUCGUUACAGGCAAGCAU
Penicillium argentinense is the source of this 1722-nucleotide messenger RNA. RefSeq lists its product as uncharacterized. Gene Ontology annotation, cellular component: fungal-type vacuole. The record is from RefSeq and is a predicted model, not a curated record. The annotation marks the transcript as partial. The transcript is spliced from 6 exons. Gene Ontology annotation, molecular function: serine-type carboxypeptidase activity. Gene Ontology annotation, biological process: proteolysis. NCBI's taxonomy places the organism in Eukaryota, Fungi, Ascomycota, Eurotiomycetes, Eurotiales, Aspergillaceae.